AUGGCAAGAGGCUCCAAGCUGAGCCGAAGACGGCUCAAGCAUUUUCUUCAUCUGUCCAAGCGCAAAUAUCGCCAACAGCGCAAGUCAUUGCAAGCUUUGUACAAGGAAGAUACGUAUCGGAUCGAUCCCGAUGUCAAAGUAACAGACAAAUCCAUAUUCAAAUACUGGAAAACUAGGCAUCGAUUGUUUUCGAAAAUGCAAACGCACAACCUGUAUAUGACGCGGGAGCUAUGGUUUAGCGUCACUCCCGAAAUAGUGGCCAAGUUUGCAGCUAGAUUCAUCAAAAGUUGUCUGCCGGACGCCCAAGUUAUUCUGGACGUCUAUUGCGGCGGUGGUGGCAACACCAUCCAGUUUGCACAGUACUUCCCAAAAGUUUACGGAGUGGACAAUUCUUUGGAUCAUCUGUACUGCACGUAUCGCAACGCUCAAGCGUACAGCGUGGAAGACCGAGUAUGGCUGAAAUAUGGGGAUUGGCCCACGCUGAGCCGGAAAAACCGAUUUGCAAAACUUCACAUCGACUGUAUCUUUUCUUCGCCGCCUUGGGGCGGCCCACAGUACUUGAAAAGCGAGGUUUACGACUUGGAAGAGUCAUUGCAGCCCCAGGGCCUUCGAGAGACGCUCAAGGGCUUUUUGCGUGUCAGUGAAAACGUUAUCCUGUUUCUGCCGCGCAACUCGGAUUUGGGACAGGUAUCACAAGUGACCCGUGAGCUUUUGGGCAACGAAGCUCGUUGCAAAGUUCUCUACGUCAAGGACAACAACUACUUGAAAGGAAUUCUAUGUUUUUGGGGGGAAAAGUUCUACAACUAUGCUACUCAGGCGACACCAGAUCAGACGACACCAGAUCAGACGACGGUGUCGUCGAACAUCGACUAUGAUAUUGAUGGCUAG
This is a messenger RNA of Lachancea sp. 'fantastica', 888 nucleotides long. Lineage: Eukaryota; Fungi; Ascomycota; Saccharomycetes; Saccharomycetales; Saccharomycetaceae. The record is from the annotation of a GenBank genome assembly.